Molecule: messenger RNA, 594 nt
Organism: Penaeus vannamei (Pacific white shrimp)
Lineage: Eukaryota; Metazoa; Arthropoda; Malacostraca; Decapoda; Penaeidae
Source: RefSeq, a predicted model, not a curated record
UGCAACCCGCCCUGCAACAACGGCGGGACGUGUGUGAUUCCGGGCCUGUGUGCCUGUCCUGCCGGGUUUGUCCUGCCCAACUGUGCACCCAUGUGCACGAGCCGGUGUCUGCACGGCGGCGUGUGCACGGCCGUCAACCGGUGCACGUGCCCGCCGGGGUACACUGGGGCACGGUGCGAGGCUGCCAUCUGUACCCCGGCGUGCCAACAUGGGGGCCGCUGCGUUGCCCCGGGGGUGUGUUCCUGCCCGGCGGGUUACGGGGGCCCGCUCUGCCAGAGACCCGUUUGCCGCCCACACUGCCAGAAUGGGGGCGAGUGCCUGGCUCCCUAUAGGUGCCGCUGUCCGCCAGGCACCUUCGGAUCUUACUGCCAGCACUGUGAGUCUGUUUUCCUGAUUUGCAUAUUUGAUUUGUCGUCUGUUACACAGAGCGAAUGUGGCGUGGCGGCGCUCUGCCAUGCUCUCACGUGGGCGUUGGAAGGUGUAGGGUGCGCCCACGGCUUACACAGAGACCUGCCUGCGCGACGCCCGUGUGUGAACCCGCCGAUGCAGCAACGGGGGAACUGCGUCAGCACGGUGUCUGUUCCUUGGCCCUGA